Messenger RNA from Tuber aestivum (summer truffle), 658 nucleotides. Lineage: Eukaryota; Fungi; Ascomycota; Pezizomycetes; Pezizales; Tuberaceae. The record is from the annotation of a GenBank genome assembly.
AUGGCUACUACUACUGCUACUACCGGCGUUUCUUCGUGUGUUCCCUUUUUCGUGAGCGCGAGCGCGGGCGAGCUUGGCUAAUGCUGUGGUAGUGAUAGUGCUGGCGGUAGCGGCGGGGGGGAGGAAACGUUAACGCAGACGCAGAAGGAGAUACUCGUUGAGUUGAGGAAGAGUUUGGGGACUUUGAGGGUUAUGUUUGUUCUUGUUUUUUUUUUCCUGCUUGGUUUGAGUGGGGUGGCUGGCUGAUGACGACGGUAGAAAUGAGACUUUGGUGAAGACGAUUGCGGUAGCCGGCGAAAUGGGUGGGGAGGAUUCACCUGGUGGUGGUGGAUUGGCGGAAGCACAGAAGGAAGCCGCAAGGGAGGUUAGGAGGGUUAUCGGCUCGGCGGUUUGGAAGGGUGGUGAUGAGGGGGAGAGCAGAAGCGGACCAAGGAGCGAAGGCGGCGGAAGGGGGGAAGAUGGGCGGGUGAGGCUCUAAGUCAUGGGGGGCAAUGUUUCAUCGGCUGUGAUAUGGUUAGGCAAGGUCAAUGUACUCGUACCGUACUCGAGUAAGUUACAGCAUAAGUAGUGGGGAAUCCCGCACAUCCAUCAGCCCUGCCCCAACCUUCUUCUCCAAAAUUGGUUCCGUUUGUUCCCAGACCACCCAAGGCAUGAUGAG